CUUGUCGCGGGCAGAGAGAGAAGAGAGAGAGAGAGACCUGGCCUGGAGCUUCCCAUCUUCGCCAGCGCGACUCGGUGGCUCUCGGGCUCUAAAUUGCUUUCUCCCAGGAAGGGGAUUCAAAGUCACAAAGAAAGGAAGAGGACCUCACUGGAGCCCUCUGGGGGCGUGGGUGGAGUGUCCCGGAGUGGGCCUCCCACCGCGGCCAAAGGCAAGUGGGCUGGAGGAGGACGGGCCCUGCCCCGCGCUGGCCGGAGCACAGCGCCCCGGGCUGCGACGCGCGUCGCCGUGCGGUGAACGGAGCGGUCGGGCAGCGGCGGAGGCCUCGGGGCGCCCCGCCCUGCGCCUCCUUCUGCCGCCUGCGCGCGGUGCUGUGCGCCCAGCCCGUCGCUGCUCCUCCUCCCUGCCUCGCCGUCCCUUCCUCAGAGUCCCGACUGAGUGCGAGCGCCACACGGCCCCGGGCCGCCGCCGAGCGCGCCAAGACGCCGAGACGCCGAACAGGUGGCCGGAGGCUGCAGGCGCCCGGGCGGGGACAGGCGAGGCCAGGCGAAGGCGGCCGGGCUGGACAUGGUAGCCUGGCAGCUCUGUGCGGCCGCCUGCUCGCGCCCCUAGCCGCCGGCGCGCCGGCGCAGCGGCCCCACCGCGCCCCUGCGUACAGUCUCCCGGCCCAGCGCCGCUCCGGCCACGGACAGCGAGGGACGGCGGCAUGAAAGUGACCGUGUGCUUCGGGAGGACCCGGGUGGUCGUGCCGUGCGGAGAUGGCCGCAUGAAAGUUUUCAGCCUCAUCCAGCAGGCGGUGACCCGCUACCGGAAGGCCGUGGCCAAGGAUCCAAACUACUGGAUACAGGUGCAUCGCUUGGAGCAUGGAGACGGAGGGAUUCUAGACCUGGAUGACAUCCUCUGUGACGUUGCUGAUGACAAAGACAGACUGGUAGCAGUGUUUGAUGAGCAGGAUCCCCACCAUGGAGGAGAUGGUACCAGUGCCAGCUCCACAGGCACCCAGAGUCCAGAGAUAUUCGGCAGUGAGCUGGGCACCAACAAUGUUUCUGCUUUUCAGCCUUAUCAAGCCACAAGUGAAAUUGAGGUCACGCCUUCAGUCCUCCGGGCAAAUAUGCCUCUCCACGUCCGCCGGAGCAGCGACCCAGCUUUAACUGGCCUCUCCACGUCUGUCAGUGAUAACAACUUUUCCUCCGAGGAGCCCUCCAGGAAAAACCCCACCCGUUGGUCCACGACAGCUGGGUUUCUCAAGCAGAAUACCGCUGGAAGUCCCAAAACCUGCGACAGGAAGGAUGAGGAAGGCACAGAAGAAGACAGCAGCCGGGUGGAGCCGGUUGGACAUGCUGAUACUGGACUGGAGAAUAUGCCCAACUUUUCCCUUGAUGAUAUGGUAAAGCUCGUACAAGUCCCCAACGAUGGAGGGCCCCUGGGAAUCCAUGUAGUGCCUUUCAGUGCUCGAGGCGGCAGAACACUGGGGUUGUUAGUGAAGCGGUUGGAGAAAGGUGGUAAAGCUGAGCAAGAAAAUCUUUUCCAUGAGAAUGACUGCAUUGUGAGGAUUAACGAUGGAGAUCUUCGAAACAGAAGAUUUGAGCAAGCACAACAUAUGUUCCGCCAAGCCAUGCGUGCGCGUGUCAUUUGGUUCCAUGUGGUCCCUGCAGCAAACAAGGAGCGGUAUGAACAACUCUCCCAACGAGAGAAGAACAACUACUCCCCCGGCCGCUUCAGCCCAGACAGCCACUGUGUGGCCAACAAUGCGCCUCAAGCAUUGCCCAGAGCACCCAGACUGAGUCAGCCACCAGAGCAGCUGGAUGCUCACCCCCGACUACCUCAUAGUGCUCAUGCCUCAACCAAACCACCCACAGCCCCGGCCUUGGCUCCACCGAAUGUGCUUAGUACCAGUGUAGGUAGCAUGUACAACACGAAGAAAGUAGGCAAGAGGCUCAACAUCCAGCUUAAGAAAGGCACAGAAGGACUGGGAUUCAGCAUCACUUCCCGAGACGUCACCAUUGGUGGCUCAGCCCCCAUUUAUGUCAAGAACAUUCUUCCUCGAGGGGCUGCCAUUCAGGAUGGCAGACUCAAGGCAGGAGACCGGCUAAUAGAGGUCAAUGGAGUAGAUUUAGCAGGCAAGUCUCAGGAGGAGGUUGUUUCCUUGUUGAGAAGCACCAAGAUGGAGGGGACCGUGAGCCUUCUGGUCUUUCGUCAGGAAGAGGCUUUCCACCCCAGGGAAAUGAAUGCUGAACCAAGCCAGAUGCAGACUCCAAAAGAAACGAAAGCUGAAGAUGAGGAUGUUGUUCUCACACCUGACGGUACCAGGGAGUUUCUGACUUUUGAAGUUCCACUGAACGACUCAGGAUCUGCAGGGCUUGGUGUCAGCGUCAAGGGGAACCGUUCCAAAGAGAACCAUGCAGAUUUGGGGAUCUUCGUUAAGUCUAUUAUUAACGGUGGAGCUGCGUCUAAAGAUGGAAGGCUGAGGGUAAAUGACCAGCUGAUCGCUGUAAAUGGAGAGUCUCUGCUGGGCAAAGCCAACCAGGAAGCCAUGGAGACUCUGAGGAGGUCCAUGUCCACCGAAGGCAACAAGCGUGGCAUGAUCCAGCUCAUUGUGGCGAGGCGGAUCAGCAGAUGUAAUGAGCUCCGGUCUCCUGGGAGCCCUGCUGCACCUGAGCUACCCAUCGAAACAGAACUGGAUGACCGAGAACGCAGGAUCUCACACUCCCUCUACAGUGGGAUCGAGGGGCUGGAUGAGUCGCCCACCAGGAACGCAGCUCUGAGCAGGAUAAUGGGUGAGUCAGGUAAAUGCCAGCUGUCCCCCACGGUGAACAUGCCUCACGAUGACACUGUCAUGAUUGAAGAUGACAGACUGCCUGUGCUCCCUCCUCACCUCUCUGACCAGUCCUCUUCCAGCUCCCAUGAUGAUGUUGGAUUCAUAAUGACAGAAGCAGGCACAUGGGCCAAGGCUACCAUCAGUGACUCAGCCGACUGCUCAUUGAGUCCAGAUGUUGAUCCGGUUCUUGCUUUUCAACGGGAAGGAUUUGGACGCCAGAGUAUGUCAGAAAAACGCACAAAGCAAUUUUCAGAUGCCAGUCAAUUGGAUUUUGUUAAAACACGGAAAUCAAAAAGCAUGGAUUUAGGUAUAGCUGACGAGACUAAACUCAAUACAGUGGAUGACCAGAGAGCAGGCUCCCCCAGUAGAGAUGUGGGACCUUCCUUGGGUCUGAAGAAAUCCAGCUCCUUAGAAAGUCUGCAGACUGCUGUCGCCGAGGUGACACUGAAUGGGAACAUUCCUUUCCACCGCCCGCGGCCACGAAUCAUCCGGGGAAGGGGCUGCAAUGAGAGCUUCAGAGCCGCCAUUGACAAGUCCUACGAUAAACCCAUGGUGGAUGAUGAUGAUGAAGGCAUGGAGACCUUGGAAGAAGACACAGAGGAAAGCUCAAGGUCAGGGAGGGAGUCCGUGUCCACGUCCAGCGAUCAACCUUCCUAUUCUCUGGAGAGACAAAUGAAUGGUGACCCAGAGAAAAGGGACAAGACAGAGAGGAAAAAGGACAAAGCUGGAAAGGAUAAGAAGAAAGACCGAGACAAGGAGAAGGAUAAACUGAAAGCCAAGAAGGGAAUGCUGAAAGGCUUGGGGGACAUGUUCAGGUUUGGCAAACAUCGAAAAGAUGACAAGAUGGAAAAAAUGGGUCGAAUAAAAAUCCAGGAUUCUUUCACCUCAGAAGAGGACAGGGUGCGGAUGAAGGAGGAACAGGAGAGGAUUCAAGCCAAAACUCGAGAAUUUAGGGAGCGGCAAGCCCGAGAGCGCGACUAUGCUGAGAUCCAAGAUUUCCAUCGGACAUUUGGAUGUGAUGACGAGUUGCUGUAUGGGGGCAUGUCAUCCUAUGAAGGCUGCCUGACUCUCAAUGCCAGACCCCAGAGCCCAAGAGAAGGGCACCUGAUGGACACUUUGUAUGCACAAGUAAAGAAACCUCGGGGCUCCAAACCUGGAGACAGCAAUCGAUCCACUCCUAGCAACCAUGACCGGAUACAGCGUCUACGGCAAGAGUUCCAGCAAGCCAAACAAGAUGAGGAUGUGGAAGACCGGCGCCGUACCUACAGCUUUGAGCAAUCUUGGUCCAACUCACGGCCGGCAUCACAGAGUGGUCGGCACUCGGUCUCGGUGGAGGUUCAAGUGCAACGGCAACGCCAGGAGGAGCGAGAGAGCUUCCAGCAGGCCCAGCGCCAGUACAGCUCACUGCCAAGACAAAGCAGGAAGAAUGCCAGCUCCAUAUCACAGGAUUCCUGGGAACAGAACUACGCCCCUGGCGAAGGCUUCCAGAGUGCCAAGGAGAACCCCAGGUAUUCCAGUUACCAGGGCUCAAGGAACGGCUACCUAGGCGGGCAUGGCUUCAAUGCCAGGGUCAUGCUGGAGACCCAGGAGCUUCUCCGACAGGAGCAGAGGCGGAAGGAGCAGCAGCUGAAGAAGCAGCCACCAGCUGAUGGAGUCAGAGGGCCCUUCCGGCAAGAUGUACCCCCUUCUCCAUCUCAGGUGGCCAGGCUGAACAGACUGCAGACACCUGAGAAAGGACGGCCCUUUUACUCCUGAGCCCGAAGGAGGAUGGCAGCUUUUUGUGUCAUGCAAUAAAGGACAUUUCCCCGUAAAGACCUGCGCCCUUGGAGUUUUAAAAAACCUUCGGUGGUACUGCAGAACACUUCUGUCGCUGGUAUCAGUGCCUUUAAGCAGCAUGAGCAAAGAAAUGGAAGGCCUUAAUGUCUUUGCCACUGCGUCAAUCUCGUGGAAGGACCCCUCCCCUCCCCACCCGACCCUAAACUCAAGUUCAAGGCAUCAACUACCUGCUUCUCUGCAGUACUGGAAACUUCGGCUCCAUGCCCAAGACGCCUGUGGACGUCACAGCUUCAUCUUACAGAGUGACCCCAAGGCUGCAGAUGUUGCUGACGCCCAUACCCCGACCCUGGAUGAACUGAUAGAUGGAAGUGGUUGUGGUGUGCACCAGAAUGAGGGCUUUUCAGAACUUUGCAGCAGGGUUACCCCUGUUCUCCCACUCAAUCUGGGGUUCCCUUUCUUUCCUCAGAUCCUCGGAGCAUGAAGGCUCUAGGGUGGUUGUGAAGAAGUGAAGCCAUACGCCAGUGCUGUUUGGUUGGGGGCAGGGGCGGGGUGGAGGGUACUUUCCAACUGCCUUAUAACUCCACUACCCAUAUCACAACGAUUCUAGUCUGUGUUUAUAAAUACACGUGUUCAGUCACAUUCAUGACACUUGGGAACAAGGGACAUGGGAGUGGCCCAUAUGCAUUGCACCCUGAGGAAGGAGAUAGGAACUGAGGGAAGAUUCUCUGGGGGAGCUUAGGCCAGUCUAUCCUGUCCUUAUUUUACUUCAUUUGUAUCUCAAUAGGUUGGCAAGGAAGGCACAGAGUGGGACAAGCAAAAAAGUCAGUCAGUCACUUUGGAUUCUGAGAACCAAUCUCAAUACGGCUUUUGAGAUUGGAGUCAGUUUUUGUCUCCUAUUCCCUCUACUGUGUCCCUUCCUGACAAGGCCACAUUGCUAAGUAAUUCUGUUGUUUAUCAUAAAGACAAAUAAAAGAAGAGCCAUCCCACUUGAGAACAUUUUGAUGUCCCUCUGAGCACCAGGAGUCACAUUUUUUGUGCAUGUCUGUGUCGUGAGGCCCUCCUCGUGUUCCCGCUGUUCAUCUGUUGGUCUGAACAUCCUGUAUUGUAAACCAAGGCUGGGUUGCUAAAGUGCCUGCGAAUCUUGAUAUGAAAAACAAAAAAAACAAAAAAAACCCUUGAGCAAAAAGCUCAGAGUACCAUGUAUUAACAAAAAAGAAAGAAAGAAAAAAAGACAUGUAUUGAUAUGCCUAUUUUUUUUUUUUACUGGCACAUUGUAUUUUUUGUGUAGACUUGUUUUUAGAAAAUAAUACGCAGUGUCCACAGGCGCCGUGUCUCUCUGCAUCUAUGUGUAAUGGCUUUAUCUGUUAAUGCCUUUCAGUGGUGUUUAAGUGGUGUUCCCAGUGUAAGUAAGCGUGGUGACCUUGGACAGCGGUGGCUUUCUCACAGCCUUUCUAAACUGUGAGGGACAGCUGUCCCUGUACAUAUAAGACUUCUAAUAAAAGACAUAUUUCUUCCUGUUC
Molecule: messenger RNA, 6111 nt
Organism: Mastomys coucha (southern multimammate mouse)
Lineage: Eukaryota; Metazoa; Chordata; Mammalia; Rodentia; Muridae
Gene: Pard3
Product: par-3 family cell polarity regulator
Exons: 24
Coding region: 704-4570 (1288 amino acids)
Biological process (GO): intracellular protein localization; microtubule cytoskeleton organization; establishment of cell polarity
Cellular component (GO): adherens junction; apical junction complex; apical plasma membrane
Molecular function (GO): phosphatidylinositol binding; protein binding
Source: RefSeq, a predicted model, not a curated record